Effrenium voratum is the source of this 1815-nucleotide messenger RNA. The record is from the annotation of a GenBank genome assembly. NCBI's taxonomy places the organism in Eukaryota, Dinophyceae, Suessiales, Symbiodiniaceae.
AUGGCUAAUGUUGUUGAGGCUGUCAAGGCGGAGCUCAAGCGUGAGAAAAUCAAGCUUUGGGUGCAGCCAUACUUGCAGGAUGAGGCCCUUGACGAUCUAAGCCACCGAUAUGCCAGCAGGCUUGGUGCAGAGAUUGCGGCAGUGCGGGCUGCAUUGUUGGAGCUGAAGCAGCAAGCGCUGGCGGAGCUGGCUAGGCGCAAGGAAGGAGCUGCUGCCCAAACAAGCUCAAGCCAGACACCCGACGACGACAAGCUGACGUUGCUGGGCAAAGUGCCAGGCAAGCCGGGCAUUCAACAGCAGGACAUCAAGAUGGAGGUCAGCAGCGGACAAAGCGGCCUGUCGGUGAAGGCUUUGCUUCGCGAUUGCCUUGGAGCCUCAAAGGUCAAGGUCAUUGUUGAGGGCAAAGUGCUUCAGGACGAGCCAACUCUUGCAGCACAGGGCUGGAACGGAGACUCGCAAAGAGGAGGUCCGCUACGCGUCAUUCUUCUACCUGUGUUCCCCGAGAAGGCUGUGGACCAGAAGUCCCAAGAAGGACUAGAGAGGGCGGAAGCGGAUGUUACCCAGCUUCGCCAUGCUGCUGAGCGCCUUACCGCCACAGGCUUCGGAGACUUUGAGCUUUCUGACCAAAGAACUGGGCGCCUUGUGCAAAUUCCACCCAGUGCCCGGCAGCCACUCGUCACAGCCAUCGCGUUGCACGCACGUGGGCGAGAACUCUUGCGAGAGGAAGGGGGUGCGGCGAGGGCAUUGGAGUUUCUGGUGGAGGCCAGCUUUUGCUUUGAAGCCGCCAGGGAACAGGGAGCCGCAGAACUCCUCAAGAGCCUGUCAAACCUUGGCGAGCUUCAACUGGAUAUUUGCUGGUCAUAUGCCCUUCUCGGAGACUCCAAUUACUUGCCUGAUGCCGAGGCCCGCUUGGAAAUCGCAGAGGCCAUGAUUCGCCGACAGGUGGAUUCGAACUUUCUCACACUGGCGGAGGUCCGAGCCGAACAGGGGCGGACACUACCUCCUGAUGUCUUGCCAGCAGUCCGACUUUGGCUGCUGCGAGGCAUUGCCAAAGCUUGCCGAGGAUACGCAGGGGCAGCUGAGGAUUUGGAACGCGCUGCCUUGUUUCUUCAAGCCCUGCAAGUUGAUGAGUCGGUGGUUGACAUGCUGGUAAACCUAGGGGUGAGACAAGGCGUUACUCGGGUUCAAGCAGUGGCAGCACUGCGGCGAGCCGAGGGCAACGGAGACAACGCGGCGACGUGUUUGCUGGCUGCGGCAGAACACUACCGGGCGGCUCAUAAAGAGCGCCAGGCCCAGCACAAAUUCGGAUGCACAGAGAAUGGGUCCUUCGUGGAUCUUCGGGCCGUGCGGCAGUUGGUUGCGAUGGGAAUGGAUGAAAGCUCCUCAGUACAGGCUCUGAAGCAAGCCAACAAUGAUGUUUCUGCCGCAUUGGAGAGAAUGCGGAAAAGGGCCAGACUUGCGGUUGAUGAGCUGGCCUUGGCCACGCUGGUUUCCAUGGGCUAUGACACCAAAGCAGCAGAAGCAGCACUGCAAGCAGUUGGUGGGGCAGAUGUUGAUGCUGCUUGCCUGAAGCUUUCUCACCAGGAAGACCUACAAGAUUCGUCAUCGUGCCAGGCCGCCGAAGACACCAAAGACUGUGCAGACAACGGUGCUUCAGAAGAGGCCGCUGCAGAUGAUGAAGCCCGCGAGCUUGUUGAGCGUGAACUCGGUAGAUGCUUGAAGCGCGGGGAUAUCGAGGACGAAAUCGCAGGUGCUGAACUGGUGGAAGAGCAGCUCUUGGUUCAGCGCUACUUGUCUAUCCUGAAAGCGAUCUGA